AUGGCUGAGAAAAUUGCAGUUGUGGAAAAUUUGCUGAGCUGCUAUCUGUGUUCAGAGACUUUCAGAGAUCCAGUGUCUCUGAGCUGCAGCCACAGCUUCUGUUCAAGCUGCCUGCAGAAGUUCUGGGAACAAACUAAGAACAAGAACUGUCCUGUUUGUAAAAGAAGAUCCUCAAAGGAUGAUCCAUCCGUAAAUCUCUCUCUAAAGGAACUAGCAGACGAGUUGAAAAUGAGUCCGAGUGAGACUCCAUCUGUGAUGGAAACAGAAAGGAAGAAGAAGAGAGACGAGGUGCUGUGUGAUUUAUUUCUUCCAGCUAAAGAGUCAGCCAGUUCCUUUAGUGAAAAGUUCACUUUUGGACAGUCAUUUGAGGAUCUUCUUUUACAAAUAGGACAGUUCUUGUUCUUAGUUUGUUCCCAGAACUUCUGCAGGCAGCUUGAACAGAAGCUGUGGCUGCAGCUCAGAGACACUGGAUCUCUGAAAACUUUCGGAGAUCCAGUGUCUCUGAGCUGCAGCCACAGCUUCUGUUCAAGCUGCCUGCAGAAGUUCUGGGAACAAACUAAGAACAAGAACUGUCCUAUUUGUAAAAGAAGAUCCUCAAAGGACUUUCCACCAGUGAAUUUUUCACUGAAGGAACUGGCUGACUCUUUAGCUGGAAGAAAAAAGUCACCUGAGGGUGAAAACAGAGAAAACGUUUCCAUGGGCUUCAGCUCAGGGAGACACAGCUGGGAGGUGGAGGUGGGAGAUCAUCCUGCCUGGAGAGUGGGUUUGGUUAAAGAGUCAGUUGACAGGAAGGGAGAGCUGUACGCUUCACCAAAAUAUGGGAUCUGGAGUUUAUGGCAUGGUGAUGGAAAUUAUUCUUGUGCUGGUGAGACUGUGACAGUGAAGAAGAGUCUCCAGAGGAUCAGAGUCCAGCUGGACUAUGACAUGGGGGAGGUGUCCUUCUACAACUCUGAAGACAUGACUCCCAUCUACACUCACAGAGACACUUUCACUGAAAAACUCUUCCCUUUUUUGGGACUAAAGACGCUAAAACCUCUGAUAUCAAAAUCUGUUAAAUUCGUGAGAUGUGGAGACACAAAGCAGAAGCUUCCUGAAAACCCAGAGAGAAACAUUAACUACAACACUGUGUUUGGCUCUGAGGGCUUCAGCUCAGGGACACACAGCUGGGAGGUGGAGGUGGGAGAUCAUCCUCGCUGGAAUGUGGGUUUGGUUAAAGAGUCAGUUAACAGGAAGGGAAAGCGAUCUGCUUCACCAGAAUAUGGAGUUUGGUUUUUAUUGCAUGAUAAUGGGAAAUAUACCAAUGGUGCUGGUAAGACUGUGACAGUGAAGAAGAGUCUCCAGAGGAUCAGAGUCCAGCUGGACUAUGACAUGGGGGAGGUGUCCUUCUACAACUCUGAAGACAUGACUCACAUCUACACUCACAGAGACACUUUCACUGAAAAACUCUUCCCUUAUUUCAAUCUCCACUUCAGCCCCGUCAUUCUGGACCCAAACACGGCACACGGCAUUCUCUAUCUGUCUGAUGAUCUGACCAGCGUGAGAUGUGGAGACACAGAGCAGAAGCUUCCUGAAAACCCAGAGAGAAACAUUAUGUACACCUCUGUGUUUGGCUCUGAGGGCUUCAGCUCAGGGACACACAGCUGGGAGGUGGAGGUGGGAGAUCAUCCUGAAUGGAGAGCGGGUUUGGUUAAAGAGUCAGUUGACAGGAAGGGAAAGCUGUACCUUUCACCAGAAUAUGGAUUCUGGUGUUUAUUGCAUGGUGAUGGAGAAUAUACCAAUGGUGCUGGUAAGACUGUGACAGUGAGGAAGAGUCUCCAGAGGAUCAGAGUCCAGCUGGACUAUGACAUGGGGGAGGUGUCCUUCUACAACUCUGAAGACAUGACUCACAUCUACACUCACAGAGACACUUUCACUGAAAAACUCUUCCCUUAUUUCAGUGUUGGUCCAGCUAAAGACGCUAAAACCUCUGAUAUCAAAAUCUGUUAA
Menidia menidia (Atlantic silverside) is the source of this 1986-nucleotide messenger RNA. The record is from the annotation of a GenBank genome assembly. NCBI's taxonomy places the organism in Eukaryota, Metazoa, Chordata, Actinopteri, Atheriniformes, Atherinopsidae.